Molecule: messenger RNA, 1176 nt
Organism: Eurypyga helias (sunbittern)
Lineage: Eukaryota; Metazoa; Chordata; Aves; Eurypygiformes; Eurypygidae
Gene: LRRC19
Product: leucine rich repeat containing 19
Exons: 5
Coding region: 1-1176 (391 amino acids)
Biological process (GO): interleukin-8 production; positive regulation of non-canonical NF-kappaB signal transduction
Cellular component (GO): plasma membrane
Molecular function (GO): signaling receptor activity; protein binding
Source: RefSeq, a predicted model, not a curated record
AUGUCAGUAAGUUUCCAGGCUGAUUCAGUCAAUGAGGUUCUAAACAUGAAACUCUAUUGGCUUGUGAUCUGGGCUGGAACACUGGUUUUGGAUCCAGUCACUGCUGACUGCAACAUCACUUCUCAAACGGUCACUUGUGAGGACUCUGGAAAGAACCUCUCUAAUAUCCCCAUUAAUGUUUUCCAAAACAUUACUAAAUUAAGCCUCAAAAAUAAUAAAAUCACUUUAAAUGAUAGUGACAAAAUGAUUCUUUCAGGUUUUGUUAACCUCAUUGAACUGUAUUUGAAUGAAAACAUAAUUACCACACUGUAUAAUAACAGCUUCUGCAAUCUGACAAAUCUCGUAAUUCUGGAUAUCAGCAACAAUCAUAUCAGCACAGUUCAGAAGGCAGCAUUUGCAGGAUUAAAUCAGCUGUCAGUGUUGAAUCUAUCUUAUAACAUGAUUACUGAACUAGAUUCAUAUGUAUUUACUUCUCUGAAAAGACUGAAAGUUUUAGAUCUACAGUAUAACUUUCUGAAAUCUUUUCAUAUAAAAUCAUCUUUUAGACUGAUUAAAAUAGUUUUAGCUGGCAACCCAUGGAGCUGCUCCUGUGACCUCCUUGAUUUACAGAUAUGGCUAACGGCCUCCAAUGUGACAAUGGAAAAUGAAAACAGCACUACAUGUACGUUCCCAGACACCAAGAAAAAAUUCUCCAUCAAGACGGCAGCUAUCCAGCCACCUGACUGCAUAACUGAAAACGCUCCUCUAGAGAACACUGUAACUCCCACUCCCACCAUUAAGCUCCAAAGAGGUCACUUUCUAACAACCGUGACUCCAAACAACAUCACCGGAAACAAUGGAACACAUGCAGAGUUACCACUUCUUGGCAAAAGUUGGACCUUCCUAGCGGGUGUUCUAGGGUUUGUCCUAGGCACUACACUCCUGAUUUUUACGGCUACCAAGUGCCCGACCUGGUAUCGCUAUUUGAUCAGCUACAGUCACCGUCGUCUGGAAGAAAAUGACUCGGAGAUGUUUGAACAGGAGUUCUCAGCUGACAUGAGAUCCUCUCCUACAGCGCUGGGUACAGACAAUGAAGAUCCCAUAGUAAUAUUUGAGAAAAUUCAGGCACUGGGGCCUGUAGAAGAUGGAUUUAUUGAGGAUAAAUACAUAGAUCCUUACCUAACAGAGCAGAGUUAA